Molecule: messenger RNA, 339 nt
Organism: Penicillium odoratum
Lineage: Eukaryota; Fungi; Ascomycota; Eurotiomycetes; Eurotiales; Aspergillaceae
Exons: 1
Coding region: 1-339 (112 amino acids)
Source: RefSeq, a predicted model, not a curated record
AUGGAGGUGGAAGACACUCUCUCCGUGGCUGCCGUGGUGAACGACGACAAGAACGAAGAUACACCCAGAGUGCUUGCUCCAGUAGCAAUAGGGGAGGCGGUCUCAACCGUUUUCACCUCAGUAGCUGUAACUCCCACAGCAGUGGCAAGGCUGGACCCAGUUCCGGCAGCAGACAAUGUCUCGGAUGCCUCGCUUGAGCCAGUUGCUGCGACUAUCUCAGUAGUGCUGGAAAUGGUGGACGUGAAGCUUUGGCUCUCAGAGGUGAGGGAGUCAACUGAGCUGGUGACACUUUCAAAAGUUUCGGUAGAUCCAGCUGAAGCGACACCAGACGAGGCUUGA